Molecule: messenger RNA, 3639 nt
Organism: Phytophthora nicotianae INRA-310
Lineage: Eukaryota; Oomycota; Peronosporomycetes; Peronosporales; Peronosporaceae
Exons: 2
Coding region: 227-1135 (302 amino acids)
Cellular component (GO): protein kinase CK2 complex; cytoplasm
Molecular function (GO): protein kinase regulator activity
Source: RefSeq, a predicted model, not a curated record
CAUUCGUAGGGGCCAGCGCUUGGCUCUAUCGGGAAAGAAAGCAACGGCGGACCUUCAGCAGGUUACGUGCGACUAGCGCAGCGGCUGCAAUCUCUCGCUCAGCGUCCCUUAUCGGCCUCUCCGAACAGCAGGAGAGGCGUGACUAGACAGUGGCGAGGCUACCGCAGUGUUUCUAUCGCGCUAACGCCGUCUACAGCCCGCGGAAUCCGCAGCCAAAGGACACGCCAUGAGCCAACCCGUUAACGGCGGUCAGGCGGCCGACGAGGCCGAACUGGAGCGAUUAUUCGGCCACAUGGAAGAUCUGCGUGUCUCGGAGGCAGCACUAGCGUCCGUCAGCGCCUCAGAGGACGAGGAGGACGAAGAAGAGGACUCCAGCGCUCUAGAUGAUAGUGACGACGACGAUGGCGACGAGGAUAACGACGUAGAAGGCAGCGACGAGGAAGAGACGAGCUGGAUCGCCUGGUUCUGCUCUUUGAGGGAGAAUAGCUUCCUAUGCGAGGUGGACGAGGACUACAUCGAGGACGACUUCAACCUCACGGGGCUCAGCAGCAUCGUGCCGUACUAUGACUACGCGCUGGACAUCAUCCUGGAUAUCGAGACGCCCAACGAUAGCACCCUCACACAGAUCCAGCAGGAGAUGAUCGAGUCAGCGGCCGAAAUGCUGUACGGACUCAUCCACGCACGCUACAUUUUGACCACCAAGGGCAUGGCCGCCAUGUUAGACAAGUACCAGAAUGUAGACUUCGGUCGCUGUCAUCGCGUGUACUGCCAAGGACAACCAGUGCUCCCCGUGGGACAGUCAGACGUGCCCAGACACACAACCGUCAACGUGUUUUGCCCCAAAUGCCGCGAUAUCUUCUUCCCCAAGUCGCAACGAGCGGGCCAGAUCGAUGGCGCGUAUUUCGGUGCGACGUUCCCGCAUGUGUUCCUUAUGACGCAUCCCCACUUGGUAGUGCCCCCACCGACGCAGACGUAUGUGCCCCGAGUGUUUGGCUACAAGAUCCACAGCUCCAGCGAGUAUUACACCGGCAAGAAGAAGAGUUCGUCUGGUCGAGAGCGGGAAAAGAACCGGAAGAUGAAGACUUUGAUUGACCGCUUGAAGGGUCGACCAAAUGACGAACAGCAGGCUAGGUGAACUCGGGAGAUAUAGCGGUGAAGAGAGGGGGGGGGGGGGGGGUCUUUGGCUUUUUUGCAACCGGGAAGGACUCGCGAGGAACGGCGACAAACGCUGCGUAUGACUUUGCGAAGGCUCUCCGAUGGCUCUGAUCGGACUAUUGCAGCGGACUACUUAGUACUUCGCUUACUAUUUGACUAGCGGUGGAAGCGCGUAAUGUACAUGUGCACCGUUGGUUGUCCCGUUCCAUUCUCAGUUUGGCUUGUAGAAAUCCCUCGUGUAAUUGCUCUCUUAGCAGGAUGCAAGCGAGACUACGGUAGUGCAAGGAUGGCGUCGACUUCCCAUGUAACGUGGCCGAUUCCAUCGCGGUAGAGUUGAAGCGAGAAGAAGAAACCGCGUUCCGAACUGACCAAGUAUUCUUCGACGAACUCCAGUGACAGUGUUGGCAUUUUGCUUCGUGUAGAGCGCGCUGGUCCAUCAUUAAAGGAUUUCGUGUACAUCUCGUCGACAACUGCAGUCGGCAGGAGACGGAUCAAUGGGAGUGCUUUGGGUGGGGUCACUGACUUGACGCUUCCUUUGACGGCUGGUCUCUGGUACAGUGCAUUGAUGCUCACAGCCACGGUCAGAAGCUGGUCAGUGUGCGUGGUUUCGUUGAGCUGUAGCAGAACUGAAGGUCCGUCUUGUGCUGGAUCGUCCCCAUUGCUUACAGCACGUACGUGACCGAUGAAGCCAACGUGGCGGUGUUCGAACGCCUCCAUCCGCUGCAACAGCAUCGACAGAUCGCUGCAACAAGCGAAAAUUAGUCGCCAUAUCGACUCAACCACUACUUGUUCUAUACGAGUCGUACCUGAAUGAACACACGUCCAAGUUGAACGCUUCCUUGAACUCUUCAGUACUCGUUGGUAGCCGAUUCCGAGGCCGGUAUUUCUUCUCAAUAUGCGCACUCAACUUGCUCUCCCCGAGAGCUUUGCGCGAGGCGAGGACUGCGUUCUUGUUGACGUUGUUUGCGAAGUAGACGUUCAGACUGCACUCUUCAAGAGAAUGAAACGGGAUCACCGCUUCGUUCAUCCGUAGAACCGAGAAUGUGCUUGUUUUUGCGUACUGGAUCCGCUUAUCCGGCAGUAUGACCCACUGGAGCUUGGUGAUCAUUAGUGUGUUGCCAGCCUCGAGGGACCGAAACACUGCUGGCUGCGAGUAUUCAGCUAACUUGAUGACCAGCUCGUGAGACGAGCUGCUGUCGAUCAUCUUGAUCCACCGGUACUCGGUCACUUCCGAUGAACCUUCGUCCAGUUUCCGCUUUCGGCAGAUCCUCCCGACAUUUGAUAAUACCCCGACGAAGUCAAAGUACAUGGCAUCGAGGUCGCCUGCGUUCUUACCCCAGUACUGGGUAUUCAGCGUCGUCACAAAGUUGCACUCCAGCCACGACAGACAUAGCUGAUGAAGAUGCCAUGAACCUGGUUGUUGCGAGGACAGCGAAGCAUCAGCAAGGAGACGUGGGGCAAUCUUCGCCAGUUCGAGGAACUUCCAGUACUUCUCUGUAUAAGAUGACACGGCAACAAAAGCGUAAGUAGACAGCAAAGAAUGAGUUCCAAACAGCAAUUCUUACUUGGAACAUGGUACACGAUUCCAGACGAGUCGUUUGGAUAGGAUACCAAGGGACUCGUUGUUGCCAUCCACUGAAGUUCUCGUGGAUUGACGGAUGAAUAACCUCGAAAAGAAAGGAGGUCCCCUUCAUGCAGGGACAGAUAGUACUUGGCGCACAUGGCGCCGAAGAACAUCACUUCGAAGACACCGGUAGCGUCCACUAGACAGCACACAAAGAGAGAUUAGAGUACAGCUAAACUGAUCUCCAGCCAAGUUCUAGCUCCACCUACCAACAACCGCGUUGAAUGCAAACGGGAACGGAUUCGAUAUAUUCGGGUCCCCCAAGUUGAGCACCUUCGACUUGACACGGAUGGCUCCCAGCAUAGGCGGGUUCAAAUUACUGAUGAUUCCCUGUCGAUUGUUCAUCUUUAUCUUGUCGAGGGCCUCCAGGAUCGUGUGGAGCUUCUUGCACUCGGGCGUAAACAGGUCCGAACAGUAGUCCGGAACGAUAUUCCAUGCCACCGAGCUAGUCGCAGGUUCAUUACCCGCCGUGGGCAUUCCGUAGCGAUUCGGCCAGUUGCUUUCCAGCUCAUCCAGCGGCGAGUCCUCGUCAGGUUGUCCUCCUGUGAAGCUGCAGGCCCAGUCCAAUGUAUAAUGAUCUGAUCGCAUUGGCAAAUAGUACAGCCGCUCUCCAACCAAGGGGAGCAGAUCCACUUCUCGUGGGUGGGUAGUUGAUAUAAACUUAAGCUGGUCAUCAGCUUGGCGGGAUCCGUAGCGUCGAGCCACCACUUUAUCCGGCAAAAUCCCAUCGUCGCUUAGUGAUGUGACGACCACGUCCUGAAGCAGCACCACCCGAUGCUUGUACUCUUUAUCCUCCAUGAAAACCUUGAAUUUAGUCACCUGAAAGCAGAAAACGAAGUCAAUACAUGAAAUUUACAGUG